Messenger RNA from Phytophthora infestans T30-4, 937 nucleotides. RefSeq lists its product as uncharacterized. The transcript has a single exon. The coding region runs from base 128 to 937 and encodes 269 amino acids. Lineage: Eukaryota; Oomycota; Peronosporomycetes; Peronosporales; Peronosporaceae. The record is from RefSeq and is a predicted model, not a curated record. Gene Ontology annotation, cellular component: ciliary inversin compartment. Gene Ontology annotation, molecular function: protein binding. Gene Ontology annotation, biological process: protein localization to ciliary inversin compartment.
AGCAGCUCUGCGCAGUCAUCAGCUGUCGGUAUUGGGCUUCGUGCUGAGCUAUGAGCCCGACUUGAACUCGGACGUGCGUCACAGCGAGAAGCCGCUGUUUGACGCCGCUCGGGCUGAUGAGGCAGAAAUGCUUAAAGUUCUCCUAGCGCAUGGAGCUGACGCAUCUGGAACGGACCCAGUGGGCAGCACGUUGUUGCACAUUGCAGCGAAAUACCGCGCUAUGAAUGUGCUGGAGGUGCUCAAUGCCUCCAGUGUGAGGGAAGACGUGAACGUCGGAGAUUCACUUUUUAACACGGCGCUGCAUUACGCAGCAGACGGUGGUCAAGUGGAAGUUGCCAAAGUGUUGUUUGAGAUGGGAGCGGAUGCAAAUCUGAGCAAUAGGAGACUCACGACGCCGCUGCACAUGGCGGUGAGCAAGGCAAAAUUCAGGAUGGCCAAGCUGCUGCUGGAAGAGGGACAGGCUGAUGCUGAUGCGAGGGAUUUUCAGGGUAAUACAGCACUGUUGCUACUUGCCGCGAUGUCGUCGUCGGAUAUGGAUGAGAACGUUAGUGACAGCGAAGAGGAGGAGGAGUCUGUGCAGCUGCAAAUGGCCAAGCUGUUGAUUGAAUUUGGCGCCGAUGUGAACGCUGCGAACACAGCGACAGCUACGCCACUGCAUUGCGCUAUGCGUCGCUACGACUUCGACCUCGUGGAUCUUCUGCUAGCAACUGGUGCAGAUGUGAAUCUGCGCAAUCGCUUCGGUGAUACACCGCUGCAUCAAGCUGCACGCUUAGCGAUGUACCCAGUUAUGUGGGAAAAACUAUUGAAGCACGGCGCCAACCUCACUGCUGAAGACCGAGAAGGCCAAACCCCGAUGGAACUAAUACCAAACAAUGUGCUGCGAGCUUCCGUUGCCGAAGUCGUGGCGAGCUUGACGGAUCCCAAGAGCCACAAGUGA